This is a messenger RNA of Quercus lobata, 1560 nucleotides long. RefSeq names its product transcription factor MYB118-like. The transcript has 4 exons. The record is from RefSeq and is a predicted model, not a curated record. NCBI's taxonomy places the organism in Eukaryota, Viridiplantae, Streptophyta, Magnoliopsida, Fagales, Fagaceae. Gene Ontology annotation, molecular function: DNA-binding transcription factor activity, RNA polymerase II-specific; RNA polymerase II cis-regulatory region sequence-specific DNA binding. Gene Ontology annotation, cellular component: nucleus. Gene Ontology annotation, biological process: regulation of DNA-templated transcription. Bases 67 to 1269 code for a protein of 400 amino acids.
ACACCAACAUUAAGCUAUCCUUCCUUUCUUUAGCCUUUUGUUAUUUCCUCUCUCUUAUACAGCUGCAUGGCGUUUGGUGGAGAUCUUCCUUAUUUUCCCAACCUUCUUUCUGGUAGUCCCUCAAAACAAGAGAUACCAAAUGAGUUGGGGGGAGAUAGAUUUUCCAUAGCAGGCUCUAAUUCCUCUAAUGCCUUGGUUCCUAAUAAUGUUCACCAUUUUGAUCAUGCUGUUCCCUUUAAUGGGUCCAACUUGAAUCCCCACCAUCCAAUUUCGCUUUCUGCAAAUGAGUUUUGCAGUGAUUUCAAUGCUUAUGCAUCUUCUGUUUUUGCACCUUAUGGCAAAAAUGGAAACAUGCAUGGCCUUGAGAAUGAUAUUAGCCUAGGCCUUAGGGAUAAUCCUCAAAAAAAUUUGGUCCAUUCUGUAGUCCAAACUGAGGCAUAUCUGCCUCUCAAUACUCAACAACUCGGAUCAGCAAAUGGUAGUUUGGCUGAAAACAUGUCAUGCACAGCAGCUGAAACUAAUAAAUAUCUUGGCAAAGUUGAUCUGAAGCAGCAGCAGCGACUGCACAUGAGGAAGGCAAGCAAAGCUCGAAAGAAAUACGCUAACAUAAUCAAAGGGCAAUGGACUCCACAAGAAGACAGGCUACUGGUGCAGUUGGUAGACCGGUUUGGUAAAAAGAAAUGGUCUCAAAUUGCUAGGAUCAUUACUGGGAGAGUGGGGAAGCAGUGCAGGGAGAGAUGGCACAACCAUUUGCGGCCUGACAUUAGGAAAGAUAACUGGACCGAAGAAGAAGAUAGGAUCCUGAUUGAAGCUCACAAGCAAAUUGGAAACAAAUGGGCAGAAAUUGCUAGGAGGCUGCCAGGAAGGACUGAGAACACCAUCAAAAAUCACUGGAAUGCAACCAAAAGAAGGCAGAACUCAAAGAAGAACAGCAGGGACUCCAACUCUAGCGCCACCCUCCUGCAAAGCUACAUCAAGGCAGUGACCUCACCCAAUAUGCACGUCGAUGACAACUCCAUCAACUACAAAAACAACAAUCUCUCAGAGUCAAGCGUGUACAUGGUGAAUAUGGUGACCAACAACCCCCAAGUUCAACUUGAGAACUCAGACCUCACCUCCCCAAACUGGGCAGCAUUCCUAACUAACGUCUACAAUCACAACGAGGCGGCCAAUAUUGUUGGGCAGGGAAAUGGAGUUCUACGAGAUAACUGUAGGUCGAGGAGGCGAUUGAGUUAUGUGAAUUCUUGGUGGGCUUCUUUUGCAAGGUGAUGAAGUAUCUCCCAAAGUUCCAAGUUGCUCAGCCCUCCAAAGCUUGUAUACCAUUGGAACAUGAAGAUGUAAGUGGUGGAUCUCUCUGCUGACAUUUUCUUAUCUAUGUUAUUUUUAUUUCAGUAUGUGUGGGUGCCUAUCCUCCAAAAAACCAAAAAGAUUUGGACUUGUAUUUUCAUAAAUUUCAGACUUGUGUGUUGUAUUAUCCCCAACUUAUGGGUGACAACUAGCUUGGACUAAUUAAUUAGCAUCUUGUAUGCUAUAAUCUAUGUUAUGUUUCUUUUGGAUUUU